AAUUAGUAGAAAGAAGAAGAAGAUCUUGGAUAACUUAACAUAUGGCUGGGUUACUUGCCAAGUAAGAGCCCGUUUUAUACCUUCUCUCUUCUAAAAAGCUACUCUGUCUGAAAGAAAAAGAAAAAGAAUAUGGCAGCUGUUGAGUUAACAGUAUUUCAGGUCAUCCUGUUGUUCUGGUCAGUGCGUACUGCAGAAUCACAGUUGAUGACAGUGCCUGGAUGUGAAUCUUCUUGUGGAGGCAUUGAUAUUCCAUAUCCCUUUGGAGAGAAAGAAGGAUGUUACCUAGACGAAAGGUUCAAAAUACUCUGCAUCAACUAUAGCAGUGGAGUACUUCCUAAACUUACAGUAAACGGCACUGAUCUGGAGGUGAGAUACAUCUCAGUUGAUGACAGUACGAUUCAGGUCAUGUUUCCAAUUGUUUUUGCAAAUUGUAGUGCCAAAGAUAGAAAUACAGUUGUUGACUUGGAAGGAAGCCCUUUUGUUUUCUCCUCCGAGAAUUACUUCAUUGCAAGGGGUUGUGACAAUCUUGCCUUGAUGACCCAAAAUCAAUCAACUGUUGGUGGGUGUGUGUCGAUUUGUGACAAAAACAGCGAUAGCAUGAUGGCUAGCUGCAGUGGGAUCGACUGCUGCCAGACCAGGAUUCCUUCAUUUCUCAAGGUUUUUAAUGUAACCAUGAAUGGGUUAGGUGAUGGAAAAGGAAGCAGUGGGGAAAAGCAAUGCAGGUAUGCCUAUUUAAUUGAUCAAAGUUGGAUCGAAUCCUGGAGGUAUUAUUAUCUCGGAGGGAACUUUGACCCUUAUGACAUGAGACAUAGGGACUCUGUUCCCGUAGUGCUGGAUUGGGGGAUAGACGAAAGGGUAUUUGAACCACUUUUUAAGAAUGGAUCAUUCUAUAAUUCAGGUUAUUCUUAUUGGUGUAAGAAGGUGAAUUCUUCCAUUAAUUCAACGGACCAGAGCUCCACCGUUCAAUGCUCUUGCUAUCCAGGCUUCGUAGGAAAUCCUUAUCUUUAUGGUUAUUGUCAAGCGGGUAGAGCAUACGACAAUUACCGGCGUAAAAUCAAAGCUAAAAUGGCAGGCAUAGGUGUUGGAGCACUGUUUCUACUCAUUGGUUUAUGGUGGUUGUACAAAGUAUUCAAGAGAAAGAGGAGUGAAAAACUAAAGAAAAAGAACUUCUUUAAGAGGAAUGGUGGUCUUUUACUGCAAGAACAACUAUCUUCAGGUGAAGUCAAUGUCGAGAAAAUCAAAAUGUUUCCUUCGAAAGAAUUAGACAAGGCCACUGAUCAUUACAAUGUGAAUAGAACGCUGGGCCAGGGAGGCCAAGGAACAGUUUACAAAGGGAUGUUGGCGGAUGGAAAAAUCGUUGCAGUCAAGAAAUCCAAAGAAAUUGAUGAAGGGAAUCUCAGACAAUUUAUCAACGAGGUCGUCCUUCUAUCCCAAAUUAACCAUAGAAAUGUGGUUAAGCUUUUGGGUUGUUGUUUAGAGACUGAACUUCCAUUGUUAAUCUAUGAAUUCAUUCCUAAUGGGACCCUUUUCCAGUUUCUCCAUGACCCUAAUGAGGAAUUCCCUUUAACUUGGGAAAUGCGCUUAAGGAUUGCAGCAGAGGUAGCAGAGGCACUUUUCUAUCUACAUUCAGCAGCCUCCCUCCCCAUUUUUCAUAGAGACAUCAAGUCUACAAACAUCCUGCUUGAUAAGGAGUAUAGAGCCAAAGUUGCAGAUUUUGGGACUUCAAGGUCAGUAAGCAUCGACCAAACUCAUGUCACAACUCUAGUACAAGGCACCUUUGGGUACUUGGAUCCAGAGUACUUCCAAUCAAGCCAAUUCACAGACAAGAGUGAUGUCUAUAGCUUUGGUGUGGUUCUUGUUGAGCUACUUACUGGGCAGAAGCCAAUCUCGUUCACAAGAUCAGAAGAACAAGGCAGAAGUUUAGCCACAUAUUUCAUAAUGGUCUUGGAGAGCAACUGUCUGUUUGAUAUUCUUGAUCCUCAGGUUGUGAAGCAAGGGAAAAGAGAGGAUGUGUUGAUGGUUGCUAGCUUGGCUAGGAGCUGCUUGAGGUUAAAUGGGAGAAAAAGGCCUACGAUGAAAGAAGUCACAAUGGCGUUGGAGAGGAUUAAAAAAUCCGAAAACUUGAUCGUCGAACAAGAGAAUGAAUAUGACAGAAAAGAAGUAAUGGGAGCACCUUGGGAUGUUACUUCUGCCUCAACAAUUUCUAGCUUCGAUAUUUGUGCUCCUUCAUCAAUAGAUGAAAAACCACUCUUUCAUACAUGUUGAAAUUAUUUACUACAAGUUUUAAUUUUGUGUUUGUAUGUCAAACUUAAAUAGGCUUGUGGUAUUGGUUUUAGACUUCUAGCACUUGCCUCCUUUUUUCUUGUAAUUGUGUGCUCUAGUUGCCCGUAAUUAGAAAAAGCUUGUCAUCAAA
Messenger RNA from Populus trichocarpa (black cottonwood), 2413 nucleotides. RefSeq names its product wall-associated receptor kinase-like 1. The transcript is spliced from 4 exons. NCBI's taxonomy places the organism in Eukaryota, Viridiplantae, Streptophyta, Magnoliopsida, Malpighiales, Salicaceae. The record is from RefSeq and is a predicted model, not a curated record. Gene Ontology annotation, molecular function: ATP binding; protein serine/threonine kinase activity; polysaccharide binding. Bases 130 to 2265 code for a protein of 711 amino acids. Gene Ontology annotation, biological process: protein phosphorylation; cell surface receptor signaling pathway. Gene Ontology annotation, cellular component: plasma membrane.